Molecule: messenger RNA, 1569 nt
Organism: Colletotrichum truncatum
Lineage: Eukaryota; Fungi; Ascomycota; Sordariomycetes; Glomerellales; Glomerellaceae
Product: s-adenosylmethionine decarboxylase proenzyme
Biological process (GO): spermidine biosynthetic process; spermine biosynthetic process
Cellular component (GO): cytosol
Molecular function (GO): adenosylmethionine decarboxylase activity
Source: RefSeq, a predicted model, not a curated record
AUGGCCAACCUCUCGGUCCCCCACGAUUACACUCUCUCCCCGGCUGAGGCAACUCCCCAUCUGACCAUCAAUCACGAUGUGGCCGCCGAUCUAGACUCGAGCAAUGCCUUCGAGGGCCCCGAGAAGCUCCUCGAGGUCUGGUUCGCCCCUGGCCCCGAGGCCCUGCCUGCGAGUGCUCAGCCUAAUGGACUGAAGGCCGUCUCCGCUGACACUUGGGUUACCAUGCUCGAUAUGGUCAACUGCAAGAUCCUGUCAGUCCUCGAGUCCGAUUCUGUUGACGCCUACCUGCUGUCCGAGUCUAGCUUGUUUGUCUUCCCCCACAAGCUCAUUCUCAAGACCUGUGGCACUACUACCCUGUUGCUGGGCCUGCAGCGGCUGCUCCACAUCGCUGCCGAGCACGCCGGGUUCCCCUUCCACAAUGCUAAGGAGGCGACCAACGUCAAAGCCGCCGCGACCCCUUACCGCGUCUUCUACAGCCGGAAGAACUUCUUGUUCCCCGACCGUCAGCAAGGUCCUCACCGCAGCUGGAAGCAGGAGGUUAAGUACUUGGAUGACAUGUUUGAGGGUGGCAGCGCCUACAUGGUCGGCAAGAUGAACGGAGACCACUGGUAUCUAUACAUCACCUCGCCGAACCAGACUUUGACGCCCCCUCGUACUCCUGAGGAGAAGGAGGUUCCUCUUGGGUCCGCUGUUAAGAUUCCCACUGGCAGCGUCGCCAGCUUCAGCAGCGGUGUCGAGGAACACAGCGACGAGACGCUGGAGAUUCUCAUGACCGAUCUUGACCCUGAGAAUGCGAAGCAAUUCUAUUUGUCGCACGCGAGUGCGGUCGCUAGCGACAAAUCGCAUUUUCAGCAAACUCAAGCUGCUCGGGACAAUGCCCACCAAAGCUUGGGCGACCUUUCCAACGUUCAUGAGAAGACGGAUGACGAACCUGUCGAUGUUUUCAGCAACAUCGGCGACUCGGACCUCAACGACAACGACCGCGCCACGAUUGAAGCCUUGACGACUGAGGGCCAUGCCCUAGGUACCGUUGUCUCGAAAGGUUGCGGGUUGUCGGACGUUUAUCCCACGAGCAAGUACCCAGGCGCUCGUGUCGAUGCCUACCUUUUCAGCCCCUGUGGAUUCUCCGCCAACGGUGUCGUCCCUGCUAUCAAUGAUGAAGAGGAUGCUUCUAAGAGUGAGAAGGGCGCCAACGCGGCUCACUACUUUACUGUCCAUGUGACCCCUGAGCCCAACUGCUCGUUCGCUUCUUUCGAGACUAAUGUGCCCGGUGGCCAGAGCGGUCGCACUACUGCGGAGAUCAUUGAGCAUGUCGUGGAAAUCUUCAAGCCCGGUCGCUUCAGCGUCACACUCUUUGAGGCCAAGGGCAAGAGUGCCAACCCUUAUGGCAUGGGCGACUAUGUUGCUUCACGGACUACUGCUUCUCAGCGUCUUGUUGAUCCUGUCCGGGGAUACCGUCGCAUUGACCGCAUCGUCCACGACUUUGAGGAUUAUGACCUCGUGUUCCGUUUCUACGAGAAGGAGGACUGGGCAGGUGACCGUGAGGCCCGCCUGGGUGAGCUGAUUUAG